GUCGACACAUACAUACAUAUAUGACUCAAAGCAAUUCAACAUAGAACCCUCCUAGUAAUGCUAACUGCAAAUUCACGAAGCAAUCCAAGCACAUUCUUACUGAUUACAAGCUAUAAGCCAGAUGAGGAGGAGAAGUAGCAGCUCACAUCAACGGCCCAUUGCCUUUCUUCCUCUCUUGCUUGUGUAUUUUGCUUUGGCUUCUUCUUCAUUCCCUGUCUGCAAUGGAAGUAGAUCGCCGGGGUUAGUGGAAGGCAAGGAGAAGAAACUGAGAGCCACCGGGCGGUUCAACAUUGCUUCCCUGAUCCUCCAGAGAGAAACGCUGGGAGAUGGAGCAUCCAACACGCAGCCGUACGUCAGCUCCCCUUUCUCACUGCCGCCGUACGAUUCAUUGUCUCCUCAGAAUGCUCCCCCUUACUGCAACGAACCUCCACAAGGAGGCCUGGCUCAGCCCCCGCCCCCGCCAUCGUCAGGCACCGAUACCGGCGUUCCCACACCUUCCGCUCCCACCUUCCUCCUCCCACCACCGACCGAUUCCGGCACCGGCAUCCCCACCCCAGCCGCUCCCGCCUUCCUCCUCCCGCCGCCAGCUCCCCCUGGUCCGUCCUACUACUUCCCCCCGGGCCCACUUGUCCCGAUUCUUCCUGGCCCAUCUACUCCAGGAAUAAUCAUUCCAGGCCCACCUGUGAACAUACCCAGCCCACCUACUUACACCAUUCCUGGCCCAUAUCCGCCUGAGGCCCAAAUACCCCCUGCCCCUCCUGCAUUUGAUGUACCGAGCCCGCCCGUGGCUUUCAUGCCUCCGGUGGUUUUCCCGCCGCCGACUGGUCCGCCGUCUCCAAGGACGGGGCCUCCGGCAGCAUUGUGGUGCAUGGCGAAGCCUUCGGUGCCGGAUCCGAUCAUGCAGGAGGCGAUGAACUACGCAUGCGGGUCCGGUGCCGACUGUGAUUCGAUACAGCCUGGCGGGCCGUGCUUUCAGCCGGACACAGUGUUUGCCCACGCUUCCUACGCUUUCAACAGCUACUGGCAGCGAACCAAGUCCGCUGGCGGUUCUUGCUCUUUCGGCGGCACUGCCAUCCUCGUCACGGUAGAUCCUAGUGCUACAAAGGUUGCCAAUUUGUUUACAACUGACGCGUGGAUAGCUAUUUAAGGCUGGUGGUGAUGAAUUAGUCCUGGGAAUAUAAGACAUAUAGAAAAGUGAAUUUUACACAAAUUAUUACGAGAAUAAAGGAGGCAAAGAGAGGGAUUAUUAUUAGUGGGUCAAUACUCUAAUUGUUAGAUUCAGACAUUCAGUGGUAAAUCACAUUUUAUAGGCUGGGUUUUAAUCAUCCCAUGUGUGAUUCAUGAUUUUGUAAACAGUUGAAACUUGAA
Messenger RNA from Linum tenue, 1368 nucleotides. Lineage: Eukaryota; Viridiplantae; Streptophyta; Magnoliopsida; Malpighiales; Linaceae. The record is from the annotation of a GenBank genome assembly.